Messenger RNA from Polyodon spathula (Mississippi paddlefish), 5634 nucleotides. RefSeq names its product vesicle amine transport 1 (gene vat1). Bases 198 to 1385 code for a protein of 395 amino acids. The record is from RefSeq and is a predicted model, not a curated record. Gene Ontology annotation, molecular function: oxidoreductase activity. The transcript has 6 exons. Lineage: Eukaryota; Metazoa; Chordata; Actinopteri; Acipenseriformes; Polyodontidae.
UAUUAGAGCCCGCUCUAUAUAGCGCACAGCUGUCAAAUUCAGUGGCUCCAAUAAGCAGAAACAGUCUAAUCACCGCUCACUUGUUUUGUAGACUUUAGAGUUACAAGUCUGUGUGGACGCUGUCAGUGAUUUGCGUUUCUCUUUUUUUAAAAAAAAAAAGUAAUUACCUUAUUAACCUUACAAAAAAAUAAAUAACAAUGUCUGGAGAAGAAGCAGCUGCACAGCAACCGAAAACUGAAGAACAAAAGCAAGAUACUAAGCCGGAUGAAGGCAAGCAGAACGAGCAGCAGCCACCGUCUGCACCAGAAGCUGAGAAGCCCCAGGAUGAAGCUUCAUACAAGUCCUUGGUGCUCUCGGGCUACGGGGGCUACGAUAAGGUGAAGCUGCAGGUGAAAAAAGGAGAGCUAGUCCCGAAAGCCGGGGAAGUGCUGGUUCGGGUGAAAGCGUGUGGCUUGAAUUUUGCUGACCUGAUGGGCAGACAGGGUCUCUACGACAGGCUUCCGUCCCCGCCCGUCACCCCGGGAAUGGAGUGCUCGGGGGUAGUGGAGGCUUUGGGAGAGGGAGUGACCGACAGAAAGCUUGGUGAUAAGGUGAUAGUAAUGAACAGGGCAGGCAUGUGGCAGGAAGUGGUUACCGUGCUAACCAGCCACACCUUCCUGAUGCCUGAAGGCAUGACCUUUGAAGAGGCAGCGGCCAUUCCAGUGAACUACAUCACAGCUUACAUGAUGAUCUUUGACUUUGGAAACCUAAGACCCAACCAAAGCAUACUUAUCCACAUGGCAGCAGGUGGUGUUGGAAUUGCUGCCACCCAGCUGUGCCAGACGGUGAAGGACGUGACCAUUUUCGGAACCUCCUCUGCCUCCAAGCACGAUGCCAUCAAAGAGAAUGGAGUCACCCACACCAUCGACUACAGGACCUUGGAUUAUGUAGAUGAAAUCCGAAAACUUUCUCCCAAAGGAGUUGAUAUUGUGCUGGACCCCCUUGGUGGAUCUGACACCUGUAAGGCCUUUAACCUCCUCAAACCGAUGGGCAAACUCAUUGCAUACGGUGCUGCAAACCUUUUGACUGGGCAGAAGAAGAAUUUGAUGGCCCUGGCUAAGACCUGGUGGAACCAGUUCAGCAUCAAUGCCAUGCAGCUGCUGCAGUCCAACAAGGCGGUGUGUGGGUAUCACCUGGGCUACCUGGACGAGGAGAUGGAACUGGUGGGAGGUGCCCUGUCCAAAAUACUGGACCUCUACAAGCAGGGCAAGAUCAAGCCUAGAGUGGACUCUGUCUGGCCAUUCCAACAGGUGGGUGAUGCGAUGAGACACAUGCAGGAAAGGAAGAACAUUGGAAAGGUCAUUCUUGUUCCUGAGGCUGAGAAAGAGAAGAAGGAGGAGAACUAGGGCAGCCACACAGCCAGCCUCUACAAAAGGUGGUUCAGUUGUGAUCAGUUUCAUUUGCUGAUCUUUGAGGACCUGGAAACAGAUAUGAAUGCUAAAGACCCUCCCCAUAAAUACAUAGGAAGCCACUUUGUACAAUAUAUUGAAUCUGCCCCUGCAUACCUUUUGGUUAGUGUUAUUGUUGUGCAUGGAGAGGUUCAAUCAAGUUGAAUAGAAGCAUUUAACUGAUAUAUACGUUUAGGUCUUGAAGGGCUAUAUAUAUAUUAUAUAUAAAAUCAUAUCACUGGGUAUGUGCUAAUGCAAACAUCAAUGUUCAGAAGGCGUAUGCAUGCCUUGCUGUUUAAUUUAAAAAAUAACUUUAGAAGUAUAACAUUAAAGUGCUAGAAAGAAUGCAAAACAAGCAGACACAGUGAAAGUUCACUGACUUUAUUUGUAAGAGUGCAUUUUAUCCUCACUUUUAAUUGGCAUACUCUCAAUUUCUCAAUGCAUAGUUGUGUGCGCUAAGCCUUUCUUAGAAUUAAUCACUGAAAACAUUUCAAAUGAAAUCUAUUUCCAGUGACCUGGAUAUAUAAUAUCGGAGAAAUGCUGCUGUGUUUUCUGCAAGUGUACUUUGCUACCAGAAGUCUGAAUGUAGUGUGUUGGCUUAGCAACAGUUCAUUGUAACCACAGAAACUGUGUUGCACUUAAUAUCCCUCAUAACACUGAGAUCCUUUUGGAACUCUCGCUCACUCAGUCAGACCCUAGCUGUGUUGGCAGUUGUCGCAAAAAAAGCCAUGGUUCUGCCAAAUAGACUUGUUGAAAAGGAGGAAUUUAUUCGCAAAUACUAAAAAACAGAAAAAUGUACCACAAACAGGUGGCAUUAAUUACUACAUCCUGUAUUUAACACUGAAAAUAUUAUCCAUUUUGUUUUCAUAGUAUUUUUUCAUGCUCCCAGAAAGCUGCUCUCUGCUUUCAGGUCCUUAAUGUUUAGCAAUGGAUUAAAUCUAGUUUUGUGAACCACUAAGAAAAUUGGCAUUGGUGUGUGAGUGUGUAUGUAUGUGUGCUUUACUGUGCAGGGCUCGGACUAUGCAUUCCAGUAAAUCCAUGCAAAGCUGUUCCCUGGUUAUUCCGUCAUUCACAGCUGAUGAAUUGUCUAUUGUUGGUUACAGCUUGGAGCUACAAUUUUAAACAUGAUCUCUGCUAGUAACUUCAGUUAUUCAUGAAUGGCCAUUAUUAAUAAUAAUGGCCCCUGAAAAUAAAUUCAGUAAUCUGGAUUACAAAUGAGUUAAAUGCCUUACAGAAAUGUUGUAUUUCAUAUAUCAAGCUUCUCUCCAGGUUUAAGCAUCCACCUGUUGCUACAUAUAGCCUUUGAAAAUGCUUUGCAUUGAAAAUGCUUUUCCUGCCUGCCUUUUUUAAUGGUAACCAAAUUAGGCUGCGAGUCCGAGCCCUGGUGCUUGUGUUUGGACAGUUUUGUAUUGAUAUUUUCACUUUGCCUGUGAGUCCGAGCCCUGGUGCUUGUGUUUGGACAGUUUUGUAUUGAUAUUUGCACUUCGCUUGCAUCGCUGACCUUGCACUACAGUGUUUUGUACCUGUGGUUUUGCAGAGAAUUUCUUGAUGACGAAGCUAAAAGGAAGGAAGAUAGGGGGGUUCAAAACCAUUUUCAGUAAGUUUUAAGGGUGCCAAAUUGUAUAACGUAAUCCUUGAGUGGAGAGCUUACUUUUAAAUAUCUGCAUUUGUGUGGCUCCUAUGUUUAUGUUCUUGCAGACUUUAAAAAGAGGAUACACAAGUGAGCUUUUCUUCAUGAAAUUUAAGGUCAUGUUCGGUCAGUAUAUGGUGCAUAUGUUUCCCUGGGAAAUAUCAUUUAACCAGUUAACAACAAAUCUUGAUUUUUUUUUUUUUUGUAACAACUCAUGGUAUUUUGCCAAAGAAUUCUGUCCCGUUUACUAUUUUCAUAAAUGAGCAACACAUUUUCACUGAUUUUGCAAAGAAGUAUUAAAUCUGUUCAGAAAAUGAAUUGCGCUACUGAAAGAGAUUGCAAGUCUUGGUCAAGCUCUGGUAAUUUUUAUCCCACAAAAAUAACUAUGGUUCUAGAAUCAGUAGAGUGAUGUGAAUUCAGUUUAUUUUAAAGUCAUUAAGUAGUGCAUUGAGGUUAUUAUACAAAAAGAUCAAACUGCCACUGACCAUGUUUUAUACAGAAUAAUCCCAAAGUUUUGGCUGUAUUCAAUUCUAAUUACAUUCUACAUGGUUUCAAAAUUGCUGAACCUCCUUUUGGUUUUCACCUACAUGUGUGAUGAGUCCAUAUGAUUUAGAAAGACUACCUUAAGUGUUUAACUUAACCACUGUAUUUUGUUAGGAUAACAUCAAUUACAUUUUGAGCUUUUACAGGUAAAAUUUUAACCAUUGUAAGAAUUCAGGUAAUUUUAUGAAAGGUGUAGAAAAGUUUCAGGUUGCUCAACCCUGCGCUACAUCAGUUUAUUUUCAACCACAGUAAAUAGUUUCCAGUGUAUUAAAAUAAUGAGCACCUAUUUUAGUCCCCAAAAUGAAAAUUGUAAAACGUUGAAGAGGCUUGCUAAGUACCGGCUCAAUCCGUGGCAGAUCUUUUUUAUAAGGGAGUAUUGAGAAGCCUUUGAUAUAAAGAAGUCCUUUAUAAGUGCUGCAUUGCUAACAAACCAUUGAGAACAGGUUACUGUGCCUUCUGUUGUUUUUGUACUUCAAGUCAUAGCCUUACUACAGUUGCCCGUUUUGUAAAACUUUGUACUAAAAUUGAUUUAAGAAUUAAAAAAUCCACUGUCUCUUAUUGACUCUAAAACAUUUACUGGUCCACUUUUUUUUUUUUUUUAAACUCCUAAACUGCAUUUAUAUUUCUAUCUGCCUAUUAUCUUCUAUAUGUGUACCCAGUUUAUGGAUUUCAUACCCGGUUUACCACAAUUUGAUGUUUUGGGUUCAUUUGUAUUUCGUCUCUGUUAAUUAAGCUGCUGAAUAAUGUAGCUUGUGUGUUGUGCUAUUAAACACAAGGGCUCAGAUGGCCGUGAUGCUUUACCUGUGGCACCAUGAGUAAUGUGUGCCUCAACACUUGUCUCUGUCACUCAGGAUUCAAGACAUGAACAUGAGUAUGGUUCGAAAAGUGAAUAUUAGUGUGCCCUUGAUUUGCAUUUCUGAAAUUGGGUAUACCAAAACCUACCAAACUGACCUUACUUUUCAAGAUCUACAUCAAGGGACCAAAGAAACAUUCUAGAAACAAAAUACAUAAAUAAAAUUAAGACCUGUGUGCCAACUGACCAGAUUUUUAUAUUGUGUCUUAGAAAUGAAAAUAAAUCCCAUGAAUUUCUAUUUCAAAGGUUUUACAUGCUUCUAAAAGGUGUGGAUCUGUGGUACUAUUUGUAAAACUGGAUUAUGUACACUUAAGUCAUCACCAAGCUUUGUUUAACCUGCAAUGCCUUUUUGUUACUGCAGUAAAUUAAACACACCUCAACUUUAAGGCCAUGAUCUAUUUAUGCAUGGUCUGUUUCCAUCUAGACAUGUGUUAAUCUAUUCUACAGAUCCAAGGUUAAAUUAAGGAUUUUGUGGUUUCUGUUAAGUAUCAAUCCCACAUGCAGUUAGUCGUUGCAGUGCAUAUGUUUCUGUGCAAGCAGACAUGAUAGUGAAAUUUCAAUCCAUUUGAACUUAGCUUUGGAAAGCUUCAGACCUAAUUUUUAGUUUGGUUUGUUUUAUUGUUUAAUAGGCACUUUGAGACCCAAGAGUCUCCAAUUUGUAGCCUUCUUCAAAACAUCUUUUCAUUUGGUAAUGUACUUUCACCUACACUUUUUUUUUUUUACCUCUAAUCUCAAUUCUUUUAUAUCGGAGCUGCCAUAAGGUGAUUACACUGCAUUUGCUGUAGUGCCAGUUGAUUGCAAAGAAUAUGGUCUGUAAUUGGAAAGCCUGGUGAUGGCUGGCUGUUUCUGAUUUUACUAUUAAAUGAAGCGCUAGACAAAACAAAUGAUUUACAGUUCUGUUUCAACAAAACAUAAAGCAACUUGUGAUCUUUUGGUCUAGUUUCUUUUACCUAUCAAGAUAAACGUUGGCUUUCAUGCUGUAAUUUGAACCCUACGAUGUAAUUCAAAGAUUGUCUUUACUUUGUUAACUUUUAGAAAAAUUCUGCUUUCGUGCUUCGUAUCCAGGUUGAACAAAAUUUGUAGCAAUGCUGUUUACAUGAACUAGAACCUGUAAUGCUUUUCUGCCUAAUGUUACCAUAUGCCUUACAUGUUUUCCAGUAUUAAUAAAAAGCAUAAUAAAA